AUGAUGCUUUCAUUGCCGUUAUGGGAAUGACUGGUUCGGGGAAAAGCACGUUCAUCCGACACUUCUGCGAUACAGCCACAGUGGGAGAUGGUCUAAAAUCGGUGACUGCCAUGGUAGAGGCGCACCCGGCAUCUAACAAAAUUGACGGCCGUCGAGUUAUCUUCGUCGACACUCCUGGAUUUGACGACACCACUCGACCUGACUCUGCCAUCCUGCGCGAGAUAGCGAACUGGCUCAACAAGGCACGCCAGGGUGGGAUUAAGCUAACAGGCAUAGUAUACUUACACGCGAUCAAUAACACGCGUGUAACAGGAACUGUCAAGAACAACCUCCGCAUGUUCAAAAAAAUGUGCGGUGAUGAUUCCAUGUCUUCGGUUGCUCUUGCGACAACACACUGGGGAAGUGGAGAGGCAGACAGAGAAAAGCAGCACGCUCGCCACAAGGAGCUUCUUGAGGACGAGGUAUUCUGGAAGCCUAUGAUCCUUCACGGGGCAACCGACUUCAUCCAUGACAGUGAAGAGCGGUCGGCGCUGAGAAUCGUGCGCCACCUUUUGGAAAAUCGGCCCCGGGACGGCAUCGACUUAACAAUCCAGAAAGAGAUGGAGGAGGGCAUAACGCUUGAUAAGACUGCGGCCGGCAUCGCAUUAGAAGAGAAGUUGGAAAAUAAAAAGGAGAUCUAUGAAUUCGAGAUCAAUGACCUUCAGAGGGAAAUUGCAGACGUCAAGCGGGAUAAUAGAUUGACCCACCAAAAGAGGGAAACAGAAGUCCGCAUUCUCAAGGAGGAGGUGGAGAAAUGGAAGAACAAAAUCAAGAGCGUGGAAGAUGACUGGGAGCUAAUGAAAGUCGAUCGUGAUCAACUCCAGCUGGAGCGCUCGAAGGAGUUGCAAGAAGAGGCCCAACGACACGAUGAGAUGGUGGCCCAGUUACAGGCGGAAAAGGACCAAAAUGAGCAUCUCAGGGACGAGAAUGAGAAGAAGAAGAAGCAGCUGAAGCUGAUCAAGGCAAGAAUCAGACAGGCGCAGGGAUGUGCGCUCAUGUAA
Cladophialophora immunda is the source of this 1040-nucleotide messenger RNA. RefSeq lists its product as uncharacterized. The coding region runs from base 21 to 1040 and encodes 339 amino acids. Lineage: Eukaryota; Fungi; Ascomycota; Eurotiomycetes; Chaetothyriales; Herpotrichiellaceae. The record is from RefSeq and is a predicted model, not a curated record. The transcript is spliced from 2 exons.